Microsporum canis CBS 113480 is the source of this 897-nucleotide messenger RNA. Its product is annotated as general stress protein 39. Lineage: Eukaryota; Fungi; Ascomycota; Eurotiomycetes; Onygenales; Arthrodermataceae. Bases 1 to 897 code for a protein of 298 amino acids. Gene Ontology annotation, molecular function: oxidoreductase activity. The record is from RefSeq and is a predicted model, not a curated record. The transcript has 6 exons.
AUGGCAUCCUCCGGAGCAGGUUCAGGUGGCACCUUUCAACCAAUAAAGGAGAAACAGACACAAAAUCAGCCUGGGUUAGAGAAGCAUAUGGCACCAACUAGCGAAUCAACCAAGCUUGAGUCAAGCGAAGGUUUCGUCGAAUAUGUCGGGAGUAACAAGCUAAAGGACAAAAAGGCCAUUAUCACUGGAGGAGACUCGGGAAUCGGUCGGUCUGUCGCCAUCCUAAUGGCCCGCGAAGGUGCGGAUAUUACUAUCGUCUACCUUCCCGAAGAGCAAGAAGACGCAGAAGCAACAGCCCACGCAGUCAAGAGAGAAGGAAAAGAGUGUUUACUUAUCCCUGGAAAUCUUAUGGACAACAAGACCUGCGAGAACGCGGUGGCUUCUCACAUUAAGAAAUACGGUGGCCUUGAUGUCCUUGUCAAUAAUGCAUCGAAGCAGAUACUAUGCCAGGAGUUUUCAGAGAUUGACCUUGACAUUGUGCAGAGUACUUUCCAGAGCAACAUUCUGCAAAUGAUUGCCAUGUCCAAGUUUUCAAUCCCGCAUAUGAAAAAGGGUAGCUCAAUAAUUAACACCACUUCGGUCACUGCAUUCCGUGGCUCGGGGUCCUUCGUUGAUUAUUCUUCAACAAAAGGAGCAAUUGUCAGCUUCACCAGGGCGUUGGCUCAGAACGUUAUGCCAAAGGGUAUCAGAGUGAAUGCAGUUGCACCUGGUCCGGUACAUACACCUAUUCAGCCUGCGUCACGGCCAGCUGAACAGAUGGAAGGGUUUGGAUCCGGUUCUAAAAUCGGUCGACCCGGCCAGCCGAGCGAGAUUGCAUCAAGCUUUAUCUUUUUAGCAAGCAAAGAAGCUUCGCUAUAUUAUGGCCAAAUUUUGCAUCCAUACCCCCUUGGAGAUUAA